AUGGAUGGCGGAAAUUGUUCCUCAUUAACUGAAUUCUUUCUCCUGGGAAUUACCAAUAAGCCUGGAAUGAAAAUGAUCCUAUUCACCACAUUUUCAGUUGUUUAUCUCAUUAAUCUCCUGGCUAAUCUUGGAAUGAUCUUCCUAAUUAGGAUGGACACCCACCUGCACACACCGAUGUACUUCUUUCUCAGUCACCUGUCUUUCUGUGACCUCUGCUAUUCCACUGCAAUUGGACCUAAGAUGCUGGUAGACCUACUGGCAGAGAACAAAUCAAUUUCAUUUGUUGGCUGUGCUCUGCAAUUUUUGAUCUUCUGUACCUUUGCAGAUUCUGAGUGUUUAUUGCUGGCUGUAAUGGCCUUUGAUCGGUACAAGGCCAUCAGCAACCCUUUGCUCUACACAGUCAACAUGUCUACUAGGUUCUGCUCAGUGCUCAUGGGUAUGGCUUACCUGAUGGGAAUGACAGAUGCUUUGACACAUACGACAUUAGCCUUUCGCUUAUGUUUCUGUGGGUCCAACGAGAUUAAUCAUUUCUUUUGUGAUUUGCCUCCUCUUUACCUCCUUUCCUGUUCUGAUACGUUCGUCAAUGAGCUGGUAGUUUUCAUCUUUUUUGGUUUCAUUGAACUGAGUUCCAUUUUGGGAGUUCUUGUCUCUUAUUGUUAUAUUAUUUUAGCAGUGAUAAAGAUAAAUUCUACUAAAGGGAGAUUCAAAGCUUUUUCCACCUGUACCUCCCAUUUAACUGCUGUUGCAAUUUUCCAGGGCACUAUGCUCUUCAUGUAUUUCCGACCCAGUUCUUCCUAUUCCCUCGAUCAAGAUAAAAUGACCUCAUUAUUUUACACCCUUGUGAUCCCCAUGUUGAACCCUCUGAUAUACAGUCUACGUAACAAGGAUGUGAAAGAGGCCUUGGAAAAACUGAAAAAUAAAAAAUGGUUUUAA
Messenger RNA from Tupaia belangeri chinensis (Chinese tree shrew), 933 nucleotides. RefSeq names its product olfactory receptor 5W2-like. Bases 1 to 933 code for a protein of 310 amino acids. The record is from RefSeq and is a predicted model, not a curated record. Gene Ontology annotation, cellular component: membrane. The transcript has a single exon. Gene Ontology annotation, biological process: G protein-coupled receptor signaling pathway. Lineage: Eukaryota; Metazoa; Chordata; Mammalia; Scandentia; Tupaiidae. Gene Ontology annotation, molecular function: G protein-coupled receptor activity; olfactory receptor activity.